AAGAGAGAGGGAGAGGAAAAAGACAUCAUCCAUGCGCGGGAGUGGGAAUACAAAAAAGAAAAAAGUACAUCCUCAUCGCCAGGCUACUCACUGCCUUUACAAUGAGUGUUUAUCCCACUUUUCUGAGAGCCAAUUAUCUGCUCCCGCAUGAGUCAAGGAGAUGAUUUAGACUGGUGGCGUGCACAGAGCAUCAGGAGAGCUCCCUCACGAUACUCGCACCGUAAAAAGGACCCAGUGCAGGGAUGCGUUUACGUGCUUUAGAAAGUUGACGAUCUGCAUUGAGACCUGGACAUUUGAAGCCAAAGUUCCUACAGAUCUUAAUGGAAGGCAGCCAGAUACAUUAUUAAUGAGUUAAGCCUGGAAGACCCCUGCCACUUUGAUGUGUGAGCACACCCACCAAUAAUGGCCCAUAGGAUACGCAGUGGAAAUCCCAGUGAGAGCUUAUACAGCAUGAGGCUGGUGUGGAAAUCCCUGGACAAGAUGAGGUGUCUGCGGAAACGCUCCACUAUUCCCUUCCUCGGCUUCCUCAUCACCUUCCUCCUGUUCCUGAACCUCUACAUUGAAGAUGGCUACGUGCUGGAAGGGGAUAAGAGACAGCUAAGGGAAACAUCCGUCCACCCUUCAAGUUCUGAGCGAUACGUUCACACCUUCAGAGACCUGAGUAACUUCUCAGGAAGCAUUAAUGUCACUUAUCGUUAUCUCGCUGGAACCCCACUGAACCGCAAGAAGUAUCUCACCAUUGGGCUUUCAUCAGUCAAACGAAAAAGAGGAAACUACCUACUAGAGACGAUCAAAUCCAUCUUUGAUCAGUCCAGUUACGAGGAACUCAAAGAGAUUGUGGUUGUGGUCCACCUGGCAGACUUUGACCUGGUCUGGUGUGAGAACCUGGUGCAGGAAAUCACCAGGAAGUUUGCCCACCACAUCAUAGCCGGACGCCUUCUGGUGAUCCAGGCACCAGAGGAGUACUAUCCGUCUCUGGACGGGCUAAAAAGGAACUACAACGACCCGGAGGACCGGGUCCGUUUCCGCUCUAAGCAGAACGUGGACUACGCUUUCCUCCUCAACUUCUGCACAAACCUCUCUCACUUCUACAUGAUGUUAGAGGACGACGUGCGCUGCUCCAGGAACUUCCUGACGGCGCUGAAGAAGGUGAUCACCUCCAGAGAAGGUUCCUACUGGGUGAUGCUGGAGUUCUCCAAGCUGGGCUACAUCGGGAAGCUGUACCACUCCAGAGACCUGCCCCGUCUGGCUCAUUUCCUCCUCAUGUUCUACCAGGAAAUGCCCUGCGACUGGCUCCUCAUCCACUUCAGGGGUCUGCUGGCCCAGAAGGACGUGAUCCGCUUCAAGCCCUCGCUGUUCCAGCACAUGGGCUACUACUCCUCUUACAAAGGAGCAGAGAACAAGCUGAAGGACGACGACUUCGAGGAAGACUCCAUAGACAUCCCUGACAACCCUCCUGCCAGCCUCUUCACAAACAUCAACGUUUUUGAAAACUAUGACGCCACCAAGGCUUACAGCACUGUUGAUGAAUAUUUCUGGGGGAAGCCUCCAUCCACAGGAGACUUCUUUGUCAUAGUCUUUAAUAAAUCUACCAAAAUUAGUAAGAUUAAGAUUGCUACUGGUUCUGACGACCGUCAGAAUGACAUUCUUCAUCACGGAGCUCUGGAAGUUGGAGAGAAACUAGUUGGGACUAAAAAAGGGAAACAGUGUUCCUCUUAUAUUACAUUAGGGGAGUUUAAAAAUGGCAACAUUGAGGUUCAAGACGUAGACCACAAAAUUGCCUUCGACAUUGAGUGUGUUCGCAUUGUGGUGACAGCCAGUCAGAAAGAAUGGCUCAUUAUUAGAAGUAUUAGUUUAUGGACUACACAACCCCCCAGCCAAUAAGGACUAUAACAAAGACUCUUAGUAUGUCAUAGAGGCAAAGGUUUUUAUUAUUAUUAUUAUUAUUAUUAUUAUUAUUUACUAAUGUAUGUAUUUCCAGUAUUUUUUUUUCAUUUUGUAUGUAUUUAUUUAUAAUAAUUUUGAUUGCCAAACCAAUCUAUAGUUUUUAUACCUGCAAGUUGUAACCUUAGUGGAGCAUCUUCCAAGUCAUUUGUAUGGACUCUUCAGCUGACCUCAGAGUAUUCAUGAACGUUUGUUUUCUGUCUUUCUUGCUUUCUUUUAGAUUUUGAUAGCUGUCCUUAACAUAGGGCUGGGCGAUAAUUCAGGGUUGUGUUUUACCAACUUUAAGCGAUAUUAUGACAUUCUUCUGUACAAAUCCUGUGAAAAGACCAACAGCAACAAUAAAUUGAUCGCACUAACAAGUAGUGCCAUGUAGCCAAAGUCUGAUAUAUAUUGUUAUGCCAUAUACCUCCAUUGUUGUCUAAAAUCAGUGAAACAUACCAUUUUAUUGGGUGAGAUGUUAAUUAGUUAACCCAUCAUAUACCAUCAUGCUACUGUACUCUAAAUCAGUGGUACUGAAUAACCCUAACCUUAAACAGGGCAAAACAUUUUAGGCAGAAAAAGCUAAUAUAAAGAGGUACAGUGCUGCGCCUGUUUAGGCUAAACAACAACAUAGUAGCUGAAAAACACUUAAAUGCUAGCCUACAAUUCAAAGGUUUAGAAUCCAUCACUAAAUCAUCAUUAUUAUACUAUAAUUAUAUAGUACUCCAAAGAACCCCUAGGGGUAUUAGUACCCCCAAUUGAGAAUCACUGAGCACCAAAUGUGUAUUAAUCUGCAGCUGAAAACAGAUAGUCAGAAACUUCUGAGAGAUGGACAUUUUUGGCUGUUUUGUCUUUUCAUGGGAUUUGUUGACAUGACAAAUAUAUAGAAUCACACCAGCCUUAUCCUUUAAUGGUUUUAAGCAAAAUGGAGUUAGGCUUUAAAGCGUUUUGUCUGGUCUAAAGAAUAUUAGUGAAACAUGUCUCAUUGCAAUGAACACCAAUUUCAUCAUUUCAAAUCAUAGUACAUCCGUAUCAAUAUCACAUUAUUCAUUUCAACCAUAUCGCUCAGCCCUACACAGCACCUUGACAACAUAUCUGUAAGUCAUUCGUGGGCGAUGCAUUAUUCAUGAAUGUUAUGGAAGGCUCUUCAGAAAGGUGCUUCAGGAGAAAUGAGAAAAAUAUCACUUACGGAACAGAAUACUACUGAUUUAAUACAAUUAGACCCCUGUAUUAUGAACCACUAAUUGUCUAUAAGUGGGGUAAAGGAUAGUUAUUAGGAAGAGUAACUAAAUACUUUUAAGAAACAGGUUCUCCUUGAAAAUACCGUCCAAUUAAAGUUAUUGUGUCUUCUGCAGUCAUUUUUCAUGACUGAUAUCAAGCCUGCAAGUGUAGCCCUGGGAUUUCUCUCUGACAAUGUCCCCAUUUGGCCCUUAAUUAUUUUCCAGCUUGAAAACCCACCAGAACAAGUAUCAGAGGUCAUUGUUGCCUUGAAUAUUCAUCAUGUCACAGCUAACUUUUUCAGCUUCAAACAGUCUUUCCCUAAUUCAAUCAUCUUCCUCAUUGUGUUUGAGGCGAGCUUGGGAGUGGGCUGAGCUCUUUUACUGGCGCUGUAUGUUCCGUCAGGGCUGCUGACAGGAGAACAAUGUUUGUUUUCACCCAUCUUCUCCAAGAGCUGAGAUUAGAUUGCACAGUGAAGAAUAGGCCAGGUCUGCUCUUAGGUCUCUUUUUUUUCCCACCAUAGCACAAUUUUCCCCCAGUAAAUUGGUCUGUGUUUGCCUCACUCUCUACACCAGCAAAACAACAUCUCCCCCGAAGCUAUAGGAUCUCAAUUCGCUCUUUUCCCAAUGUUGCACUCUCACAACUCCAAUGUUUCUGCUCCUACAUAGUUUGCCUCUCUGUGAUCUUUGCUCUCGCUUCAUGCAGUCUGCUGCUGCUUUGGGGAAACUUGCUUGGCUUUCCUUUGAAGAUCCUUUUCAAAUUCCCCACCUUGCUUCAUGUUCUUAAACAGCAAACAUUUGCAAGAAUUAAUGCUGCACAUGUUAACUGAUCAUCUCCGUGAUGCUCGAAGCAAUUCAGAGCCGCGCUUCGAAAAUAACCCUGUCAUUUUCCACGUUCAUGUAAUUAGCAGCCGACGGUGAGCAAUGUUCAGUGACAGAUUAGUUUCUACAUUGAAAAGGCAUCACUCAACAAUGCAAUAAAGAGGUAAAUGUUUACAUAACACUGACGUUCUUUAGGAACAUGAGGUGAAAGCAGAUCGUCAUUAAGCAUGCCGCGACGGUUUUGCAAAGCUUUGUUCCGCUGUUGCAAUAGCCAGCUGUUCAGUGUUUUCCCUCAAGGUCUUGUUCAGUGUCACAGAUCGAGACCUUUCGUAGAUUGGCUUGUACCGCCACCUCGAAAUCUUUCCUCAACAAAUCCCCCAUGUGCCAUCUGAAAUGAAAUUAGAAUGCCCACCAACACAAUAUAGCUUAUUGUUUUUCUUCAGCAUUUCCCUUGAAAAGUCGCUAUUCAUUUUGGUGAAUAAUUCUGUGACCUGCAUGGAUCAGCUCCUUGGAGGGGGAUCUUGUUUGAAUGGAUGAUGCUCGGAAACACAAUUUACAUUGUGCUUGCGCGCGUGGUAUUCUUUAUGACGCACACCAUGGUGCCAGUUCAGCUUAGUAUUACCUGCUUAUGAGCUAUAAACACAUGAUGUCACCGCAGGGCAGUUAGCUGUUUUACAAGUGUAAUGGAUGGCUUUGAUACGCCUCAUGCCCUAGUAGAGCAAAUGUGUUGUGAAGCUGAUAUAUUUGGAGGAGAAAUUGCUGUCUGAUCUCUAUUUGAAAUAAGAUGCCAGCUAAAACUAGCUGCACGAUGCAGGUUUAUGGACAGAUUUACAUCUUGGGGAUAACAACAAAAGCUGCAUAAAUUCCUCAACUGGAUGUCAGCAAACUGCUGCGCACAGCAUUCUUUGCUAUUGGCAGCCUGUUUGGAAACGUCAAUCCAUACUAGGGCCUUGAGUGAACAGUGUGCACAGGAUCAGUUAUACUUUAGGCCAGUGAUUGAGUACUCAAAUCCGGGACUUGGACUCAAGUCCAACUCAAGUCGCUAUGCUCUGGACUUGUGACUUGACUUGGACCGGCGCACUGAUGAAUUGGACUUGGACUCAAGGAUUUAUGUAAUCGCACUUAAGCAUUCAUGAAAUAUGAUUCGGAAGUUGGAUGAAGUUUCUGACUACUUUUAUGUGUAAUAGGCAGUGACGGAGUACUCAAGUCCUGGACUCGGACUCAGACUCGGACUCGAGUCUUGGUUUUGGACUUGACUCUGACUCGAGUCGCUAUUCUCUGGACUCGUGACUCGACUCGGAGUCAAACUCAAGUAAUGGUGACUCGACUCGGCCGCUUCUUUGGUGACUCGGACUUGGACUCGGACUCGAACACUGGGGACCCGAGACUUGACUCGGACUCGACAGUUGGUAACUCGACUACAACACUGCUUCAGGAUAUAUUUCACUUAAUACUAAAGGAUAAUCUUUCCUCUCGUUGAGUACUUACAGCUAAUAAAUGGCCAUCUUCGCUGUCCAUUUGUCUAGAACUAAACACUAACUACAUCGGCAGAUCUCUGUGACAAAAAGGGCAGGCGUUUGGGACAAACUUGCAGGCAGGUAACUGUCUAAGUUUGUUUAGUUAUAUUGGCUGUGAGGGUCUGAUCCCCAAAGCUUCAAGCUUCAAUAUGAUGUGUGGAUCCUGAGUUAUUUGAAUGUGAGCUGUCUUCCAGUGGAGCAUGUACAAAGUGCAUGAACAAAAUGAUUUUUCAGUGGAUAAAACAACUCCUUUUAUACGUCAGGAUCUAUGAAUUAAUGUUCAGCUUCUGCUAAUUAAAAUGUACUGGGUUUGUACGUAGAAGCCUACCGAUACUACCUUACAACAGGUUCAGAGUUCACAUGUGCUGUACAUUGUUAGGUGGAGCGAGUGUGUUAAGAUGUUGUUUCUGUGUCUGUUUUACUUUCCAUUGUUCUCUAAAUGGUACUGUAUUGUAAGAUGACAUAUAUAUUUUUACACGUAUCAUUUCAAAUGUUGUAUUGUAUAUAUUGUAUUUAAAAUGAAAUCAGAUUAAA
Messenger RNA from Perca flavescens (yellow perch), 6013 nucleotides. Its product is annotated as alpha-1,3-mannosyl-glycoprotein 4-beta-N-acetylglucosaminyltransferase C. The record is from RefSeq and is a predicted model, not a curated record. Gene Ontology annotation, biological process: protein N-linked glycosylation. Gene Ontology annotation, molecular function: acetylglucosaminyltransferase activity. NCBI's taxonomy places the organism in Eukaryota, Metazoa, Chordata, Actinopteri, Perciformes, Percidae.